Molecule: messenger RNA, 324 nt
Organism: Trichogramma pretiosum
Lineage: Eukaryota; Metazoa; Arthropoda; Insecta; Hymenoptera; Trichogrammatidae
Exons: 2
Coding region: 1-324 (107 amino acids)
Source: RefSeq, a predicted model, not a curated record
AUGUUAUUUGAUAUAAAACUAGCUUUGGCAAAAACGAACUGCGUUUGCACUACUGCUGAUGCGUGGAGUUCUAAACAUCGAAGAUUUCUUGGUGUUACAGCUCAUUGGAUCGAUGACAAUAACUUGAGUAGAAAAUCGGUUGCUUUAGCAUGUAGGAACUUUCCUGGAACCCAUUCCUUUGAUAAUGUUACAAACUUAUUGGAAGAAAUUCAUACAUUUUUUGAAUUGCCUUUGUCGAAACUUGCGGGGACAGUGACCGAUAACGGUUCAAAUUUCGUUAAAGCCUUCAAGGAGUUUGGCAUUGUCGACGAAGAUUUCGAUUAG